AAAGUUCUUGAAGCAGAGAGAACAUGGGCCAGGGAUGUGGAAGACCUGCCUUCUAGCUGCUAUUGACCCUGGGAAAGUGUGCCUUAGUGUUGCUUUUGUAUACCAUGAGGAGAUUGGACUGUUUGAAUCUAGAACUCAGAAAGUUGGAAGGGAUCUUAAAGCCCUCUGAGAAAGAGUUUGGGAAUGUUCUUCAUUGCUGUCACUUUUCCUCCAGAAAUAACCUGGCUUGGAAGUCAUUGGUCCAAAGGGAAUUUGAGUCUCCGUAGAAGUUGGAGAACAGUUAAUGCUAGUAGAGAGAAACAGCUAUAUGUCCGCUUGAUUAAUAAACCCUCUAACCGAUUCUGGUACGAAUUUUGGAGACAUAAAGAGAAUGAGUAUAUGUACCUUAAGUGUACCAGUUUCCUCACUCUCUCCUGGUAGAAGAUGCAGCACUUUUAAUGGUGCUGGGAUUCUGGGGUGUGUUUCUAUUAAUUCUAGUUCAGAUGAAGAAGAUGUGGUAGACGGGAAGAUGGUGGCAGAAGGGAUGGAUAGAGAGGCAAAAUUGCCUGCUAAAAAAAAGAGAAAGAAGGGAUUGCGGAUUAAAGGGAAAAGACGACGGAAAAAACUGAUCCUUGCAAAAAAAUUUAGUAAGGAUUUGGGAUCUGGAAGGCCGGUUGCAGAUGCUCCUGCGUUGUUAACCUCCAGUACGCCUGAGCAGGACGAAGAAAGUCUUUUUGAGAAUAAUAUAGAAAAACAGAUUUAUCUACCUAGUACCAGAGCCAAGACCUCCAUUGUGUGGCACUUCUUCCAUGUCGACCCACAGUACACCUGGCGGGCUAUUUGUAACCUCUGUGAAAAAAGUGUUAGCAGGGGUAAACCAGGCAGCCAUCUUGGGACAUCUACUCUUCAACGACAUCUGCAGGCCAGGCAUUCACCUCACUGGACCAGGGCCAACAAAUUUGGAGUUGCUAAUGGGGAGGAGGAUUUUACUUUGGAGCUACCUUUGUCUCCCUCUUCUGCUGGAAGCAAUGGAAGUUUUGAAUAUAUCCCUACUGAUUCUUUAGAUGAUAAUAGAGUAGGCAAGAAGCGGGAGAAAUCAGUAUCUGAUGCCUUGAGGGCAGAAAGAGGGAGAUUUCUCAUCAAAAGUAAUAUUGUCAAGCAUGCCUUAAUUCCUGGAACAAGAGCCAAGACAUCUGCAGUUUGGAAUUUCUUUUAUACUGAUCCUCAGCACAUCUCCAGAGCUGUGUGUAAUAUAUGUAAAAGAAGCGUGAGCCGUGGUAGGCCAGGUUCUCACUUAGGAACUUCAACACUUCAACGACACCUACAGGCCACACAUCCCAUCCAUUGGGCUGUUGCCAAUAAAGACAGUGGUACAGGUGGAAAUGGAUUAGAUGAGGCUGAGGCUGAGACUGAGAGAAACGAUCUCUUGAGCAAUACUUUGCAUGGAGAGAAGUCUACAGGCAGCCAUGAUUUAACAGUUGAGGAUCUUAGUGACUCUGAGUCAGAUGAACCUCCUGUCUUAGAGAUUGAAAGCCGAAGAUCUGAGAGUCCUGUUCCUGUUACAGAGCAAGAUUCUGUGCUGCAAGCACAGGAGAGAGAAACGUGUGAAAAUUCAGUCUCAAUUCAAAUAAGUCAGGCAAUUAUUCAGAUGAUUGUGGAGGAUAUGCAUCCUUACAACUACUUUUCAACCCCAGCUUUUCAGAGGUUUAUGCAGAUUGUAGCCCCUGACUAUAGGUUACCGUCAGAGACUUACUUUUUUACUAAGGCUGUACCUCAGUUGUAUGAUUGGGUCAGAGAAAAAAUCUUCUUGACUUUGGAGAAUGUUCAAAGCCAGAAGAUUCACCUGACUGUGGACAUAUGGACCCACGACCCGUCCACUGACUAUUUCAUUGUGACCGUGCACUGGGUCUCUUUGGAAACUACACCUUCUUUCAGUGAUGGCACGUGCCCCAAUUUGAGAAAGUGGGCAGUGCUUUGUGUAACAGGUUUGGCCAAAGACUGCUUGGUGACUAAUAUUUUACAAGAGUUAAAUGACCAGAUUGGUCUGUGGCUUUCUCCUAAUUUCCUCAUCCCCCGCUUCAUUGUUUCUGACAAUUCCUCUAAUGUGGUCCAUGCAAUCAAAGAUGGUGGCUUUACCCAUGUGCCAUGCUUUCUGCAUUGUUUAAAUAUAGUCAUUCAGGACUUUUUCUGUGAACACAAAAGCAUUGAGAAUAUGUUAGUGGCUGCUAGGAAAACCUGUCAUCAUUUUAGUCAUUCAGUCAAGGCUCGUCAGAUACUGCAAGAAUUCCAAAAUGAUCACCAACUUCCAUGGAAGAAUUUGAAGCAGGAUGAAACUGGCCACUGGAUUUCUACUUUUUAUAUGUUAAAGUGGCUCUUGGAGCAUUGCUACUCAGUUCACCAUAGUCUUGGUAGAGCUAGUGGGGUUGUGCUAACGUCCCUUCAGUGGACUCUAAUGACUUAUGUUUGUGAUAUUCUUAAGCCGUUUGAGGAGGCCACUCAGAGAGUGAGUGUGAAGACCACAGGAUUGAAUCAGGUGCUACCCCUAAUCCAUCAUCUACUUCUUUCUCUGCAGAAACUCAGAGAAGAUUUUCAGGUCAGAGGUAUUACUCAGGCACUCAAUCUGGUGGACAGUUUAUCUCUGAAACUUGAAACUGAUACCCUACUAAGUGCCAUGCUCAAGUCCAAGCCCUGUAUCUUGGCUGCUUUGUUAGAUCCUUGCUUUAAAAACAAAUUGGAAGACUUUUUCCCUCAAGGUGCUGAUUUAGAAACAUAUAAACAGAUCCUUGCAGAAGAAGUUUGUAAUUACAUGGAAUCUUCACCAGAAGUCUGCCAUAUUGCAACUCCAGAAUCUUCUGGUCCCUCAACUAUAGUAGGAACUGAUUCAUUUACCUCAUCUAUAGGAGAAGGUAUCUCCAGUUCAGGGUCUAUUGAUAGCUCAACUGCAGAUAUUGUUGCCAUUGGAAGCAAAAGCUUCAUGUUUCCUUCUGCUAUAGCAGUAGUGGAUGAAUAUUUCAAAGAGAAGUACGCAGAGAUCUCAGGAGGUGAUGACCCUUUGAUUUACUGGCAGAGGAAGGUGAGCAUAUGGCCUGCUUUGACCCAAGUUGCUAUUCAGUAUCUGAGCUGCCCCAUGUGUAGCUGGCAAUCUGAGUGUAUCUUUACUACAAAUAGCCACUUUCAUCCAAAGCAGACCGUGAGCCUGGACUUUGACAAUAUAGAACAGCUGAUGUUUCUGAAAAUGAACUUGAAAAAUGUUAACUAUGAUUAUUCUACAUUGGUUCUGAGCUGGGAUCCUGACAAUGAAGUUGUUCAAAACAACGAAAAAGAAAUACUAUCUUAA
Molecule: messenger RNA, 3316 nt
Organism: Condylura cristata (star-nosed mole)
Lineage: Eukaryota; Metazoa; Chordata; Mammalia; Eulipotyphla; Talpidae
Gene: ZBED6
Product: zinc finger, BED-type containing 6
Exons: 1
Coding region: 371-3316 (981 amino acids)
Cellular component (GO): nucleus
Molecular function (GO): DNA binding; protein dimerization activity
Source: RefSeq, a predicted model, not a curated record